CGACCCUAUACAGUCGACUCCAGACGAAGGAAUCUUAGUUUGGACAGAGCCUUCCUUGGGCUCGUCAAUGCUUUCCACGGUGGAUGGCUUAGGAGUGUUGUUCCUAUUCGCAGCACAUUGGAGAAUCCCAAGACCCGCCGACAUGAGAGGGCAGUCACUGUGCACGCAGGACCUGUCUGCGCACUGUAGGUACGACGAGAUGUGGAAUUUGGUAUAAGAUGAGAGAAAUAUCUUGCCAUUCUGGAGAUAUCAUCACACAACACAACUCUUCAGCAGCGAGCAGCCAGCAGCAUCACACCACUACAACAUUCAUCUUCAGAAUUCCAACUCUCGACACCACUUCCGACACUCCAACUCAGAAUGCUUUCCAAGUCUUUCUCCAUUGCCAUUCUGGCAUCAACCCUCGCUUCCGGCAGCGUCAUCCCAGCAAAGCCAGAAGCUGAACUCCUUCCUCGAGUCGACCAGCCUUCCAACCCAUGGAUCAACGAGAACUGCUUUCACCCAUACGAAGUCCCAAUUGGCGUCAAAUCAGACAAGUGCCCAAAGAAGAACACAAUCAAGGACGACGGCAACGGUAAAUACUGCUCCGGCAAUUCUCCUUGGUCCAACAGCUGCCAACGUUAUUGCGAGGAGACUCUCGAAUGGCGUUACGGAGAAGUCUACCCAUUCGACAACACCCGCUGCGGCAAAGGAUCGGCCUGCCGUCUGGAUCAGAACAUGCGAGUGGACGUGGGCCAAUCGACUACCUUCAACAUCGGUAUUACUCAAGCGGCGUUCUCCGCGGGAGCUUCAUUCACAUGGACCGAAACGAAGAGCACUGGUAACGGCAUCAUUCGUGAUAAGCCAGAGGCUCUGAUCGAUUCUUGUGGGUUUUGGGGAUUCGUGCCUCACAUUGUGAAGAGUUGUGGUAUGUCUGCAAAGAGUGAGGUGAAGUCUAACCCCUUCAACAAGUGGUGCGCGCACAGGGUGGAUGAAUAUGUGUGCAUCGAAAGCGUUUUCCAGACUGCUACUGGUACAGCUUCGGGAGACACUGUCUUCGUGGCUACGGACUGUACUACUGGAGCACCACUGCCAGAUGACAAGCAGGAUCCAAUCUACCUCAAGGCGCAGAAGUAGAGCUUAGACUGAGGGUGGUGUGAAAAGCAUUGGGAUAGGCGUUCGGGACUUGGUGCUUUUGUUUUCGGAGAACUCGAUCAUCUUAAUCCAGCUACUCUCUACAUCAAGUAAACUCAAUGCAAUCGUGGCCUCAAAAGGGUG
Cercospora beticola is the source of this 1257-nucleotide messenger RNA. RefSeq lists its product as uncharacterized. The record is from RefSeq and is a predicted model, not a curated record. Lineage: Eukaryota; Fungi; Ascomycota; Dothideomycetes; Mycosphaerellales; Mycosphaerellaceae.